AGGGGUAUCUGCACGAGUCUGAACUGCGUAGUUUUGGGGGAUUACAUCACUAUAUCGUCAGAGGGUGUCCAGUCUGAGCAGCCCAAAAGAGCACUAUCCAUCUGAGGUCCUUUUCUCACAGCUGUCAGUCCUUUAUAGCUCUAGACUCUGCAAGAACUACUUUAUCAAGAAAGGAGACACCAGAGCCCCAUUGACUGAUUGGCAGACAUAACAAGACGACCUAUACUGCAGGACGACAGACGGGCAUCAUGACAAAGGGCAAGCUUGCACUUGCUACCAAGACCACCAAUGGAUCCACCAGCGGAGAGGCCUUAGUUUCACCAGCUCCUCCCAGCUAUGAGGAAGCCACUGCGGGCACCAGUGCUCCUUGCUACAACGAUGUUGAGAUGCUCACAGAGUUCACCUGGGAUGAUCGCAACAUCAGGAGGGUCUUCAUCCGUAAGGUGUACACCAUCUUGAUGAUCCAGCUUUUGGUGACUCUUGCGAUUGUGUCUCUUUUCACAUUCUGUGAUCCAGUGAAGGACUACAUUCAAAGCAACCCUGGGUGGUACUGGGCCUCUUACGCUGUGUUCUUUGUCACAUAUCUGACCCUAUCUUGCUGCUCCGCUCCAAGGAGACAGUUUCCAUGGAAUCUGAUUCUGCUUGGCAUCUUUACCCUCUCACUCUCCUACAUGACAGGGAUGUUGUCCAGCUUCUAUAACACUAAGUCAGUGGUGAUGUGUCUGGGCAUCACAGCAGCAGUCUGUCUCCUGGUCACAGUCUUCAGCUUCCAAACUAAGUUCGAUGUGACGUCAUACCAAGGCGUGCUCUUUGUCUUCUGCAUGGUCAUGUUCGUCUCUGGACUGGUGCUGGCACUCGUCCUUCCUUUUCAAUAUGUUCCCUGGUUGGAUGCCACCUACGCUGCCUUGGGAGCCAUACUGUUUACCAUGUUUUUGGCAUUUGACACCCAGCUCCUCAUGGGGAACAAGCGCUACACCAUGAGUCCAGAAGAAUACGUUUUCGCCACUCUCAACAUCUACCUGGAUAUCAUCUACAUCUUCUCCUUCUUCCUCCAAAUCUUUGGAACAAAACAAGAGUAAACCAUCACCUCACCUUUCUUACCUACAGACAAGGGAUGGAAAUUUAGGCAGACAUGAUAAGAGAAAUUUUUGGUGAUUGUGAUGACAAUGCUUCCACCUGUAACAGCGUUAUUUUUGCCUGAUACUGAUAAGGCCACAAACACUUUGUGAAUCUAUUGUACAGCUAUACAUGUACAUAGAUGUAUGUCCAAAACGUCUACAACCUUUCCCUCCUCUCCAGCAUGUUGUGAACCCACACCACAUUAUGGGGUUAGCUUACUAUAGGUUUACCAGCAAGAAAACAAUCAUUGAUCUUCCUCCAUUUAAGAUAAAACAUACUGAGUGUUCAUCUGAAGCUGUAUGGGUGUCUUUAUGUCCAUGCCUGCCUAGAUAUCACAAACAAACAAUAGAUGUCAGUGCUCUUUAAGAGGUAUGUGAUCUAUAAUCCAUUAUGCAUGACUCUUAAAAAGCCCCAUAUGCCAAGUGUAGACAUCCUAUCAUUGGGCUAUUGCUGUGGGUGUUGAUUUACUGACAGAAAGCACAAAUUUAACUUAAAAAAAAAUACUUUCCCUGUGUUUUCAAGCAUAUUCAAUGUUGUCUCAAUACUGUGAAUUACAAGAAACCCCUUUACUGUUUUUGGGGGGUAGGUGACAUGUUUUUUGGGGGGGGCUUUUGAAUGACAAUCUAGAAGUGUUAUUUAUUAGAUUUGGGAUGUUGUUUCUCAUCUAUGACUUGAUUUGUUACUCAUAUUUAUUGUGUAUACUGUAUGGUUUAUGUGUUGGUUUUAUUCCAUUUAACUCUGAGGCUGUCAUUCAUUGCACUCACAUUGUUGUAUUGUUUAUUGUUAGUAUGUAAUUUGUCCAACGUGUGUUUGAACCUGAAAUGGUUUGAAUGAAGAUUGUUUUUUAUCAUGAAAGACAUUUAGUUUGGACAAACCUUGGUUGUUGGCAUUAUAGGUUUUGGUCUUAAUAUUAUUUAAACUUUUUGUGACGUGGUUUACAUAUGAUAAUUGAAUAUAAACAUGACUGUGCCAUACAUGCAUGAAUUUACUGUAACUUUUGAUAAGGCCUGUAUUUGUGGAAGGGCUUAAAUGCUAUAUUUCAUGACAUUUGAAGUUUAUUUUUUUAUGACAGAGUGAUAUAUUUCAGAAAGUGUGUGGUAUAAAAUGGUGAGUUUGAACCUUGAAAUGAAUCCUUAAGUUGUCUAAAGUGGCCUUGGACUACCUUUAUUUGAUGAUAUUGAUGCGGUAUAUUGUUUGUAGAGCACCCUGCAUUUCACCGAAGCAUUGGUGUUACUGUAUUGAUUUAUUAAAGGGUGAAUGUGUAUGAA
Sebastes umbrosus (honeycomb rockfish) is the source of this 2387-nucleotide messenger RNA. Its product is annotated as protein lifeguard 2-like. Gene Ontology annotation, cellular component: endoplasmic reticulum; membrane; Golgi apparatus. Gene Ontology annotation, biological process: negative regulation of apoptotic signaling pathway. NCBI's taxonomy places the organism in Eukaryota, Metazoa, Chordata, Actinopteri, Perciformes, Sebastidae. Bases 249 to 1079 code for a protein of 276 amino acids. The record is from RefSeq and is a predicted model, not a curated record. The transcript is spliced from 12 exons.